Molecule: messenger RNA, 324 nt
Organism: Linum tenue
Lineage: Eukaryota; Viridiplantae; Streptophyta; Magnoliopsida; Malpighiales; Linaceae
Source: the annotation of a GenBank genome assembly
GGUGUGAGGGGUUUUCAUAAUCACAAACUUGAGCUUUAUUCUGAAGGUAGCAGCCAAAGAAAUACUCUCACGAGGGAGAAGAAGGAAGACAUCAAGAAAAUGGAGGCAUCGAUGACUCAGCCGAAACGAAUGAGGAAGUCUCUCAAUGACAACUAUGAUGAUCACCACAACAUGAAACAAGUUUACAAUGAAACCAGCAAGGUUCGUCUACAGAGAUUGGGUGGCAUAAAACCAAUGCAGUGGACAUUGAAGGAAUCUCAAAAGCUCGAGUAUUUCGUUGAGUGUGAAUUUAAUAUUGAUCGUCAUACAAACCAACAAGCAUAA